Molecule: messenger RNA, 999 nt
Organism: Saccostrea cuccullata (small rock oyster)
Lineage: Eukaryota; Metazoa; Mollusca; Bivalvia; Ostreida; Ostreidae
Product: glycine, glutamate and proline-rich protein-like
Exons: 8
Coding region: 45-962 (305 amino acids)
Biological process (GO): peptidoglycan catabolic process
Molecular function (GO): lysozyme activity
Source: RefSeq, a predicted model, not a curated record
GACAAAAGCUGUAGGAAACUUAUUUACAAAUCUAAAAGCAGAAAAUGUUUGGGAAUUUUCAAGGCAGUAUCUUGCUUGUGUUUUUAUGUGUUCUACAGUCCGUGUUAGUUGUAGGUGAUACCCGAUGCACAAAUAAAGGAGGUACAUGUCAAUCAAACACCAUUACCUGUGAGAAUGGACGAUACCAAAGAGGAUUAUGCAGAGGAGCAGCAUCCAGACAAUGCUGUGUCCCAAGUCCAGCGGACCGCCCUUGUGCCAACAAAAGAGGCGUUUGUCAGGAAAACAGAAUGACUUGUAAUGGUGAAUACCAGAGAGGACUUUGUGGAGGGGGAGCCACGAGACAAUGUUGUGUUCCUAAGUCCAGCGGAUCUACUGGUGGUUCUAGUCCAGGGAAAUAUAAUUGUUUUGGCGAUGUGACAAAAUUAAAUCCAACCGGACGAAAGAAUGGAGGAAUAUCAGCCUCCAUCAGAGAAAUUACACCCGACCUCAGUAGGCUGAACACUAAGAAAAAGUGUUAUGUCACAGCCGGACAAAAUAAUUGUAUUCAUCCAGCAGUCAUCGCCGCCAUUGCCAGCAGAGAGUCGCACGCUGGUAGGCUACUGAUAUCAACCAAUGGUUAUGGAGAUAACAACAAUGCUUAUGGAACUAUGCAGUGUGAUGUAAGGCACUGCCCAGUCUGUGAUAGUAAAACUGGUCGUAACUGUAAAACCUACCACUGGGACAGCUGUGAACAUAUCAACAUGAUGACUAAAUACACGCUAGUGAGAUAUAUAAAGCAAGUUAAAAGCAAGCAUCCAACAUGGACUCCGGAGCAGCAGCAACAAGGUGGUGUUGCUGCUUACAAUUUUGGGGUGAGUAAUGUUCGAUCAUGGAAGAACUUGGAUAAAGGAUCAACAAAUGAUGACUACAGCAAUGACGUCAUGGCUAGGGCUCAAUAUUUGAUAAACAAACAGGGAUGGUAGAAAAUCAACAACAGACAUUUAAUUGCUCAUAAUGACU